GUUCUCUUCAAGGAUGGACGAUACUAACGUCCCGAACAGAGCUCCCAAACUCUUGGGAACUCUCAUUGUGUUCUUGGUGUUGUCGACCGUGGUGGUCGGGCUGAGAGUAUAUUGUAGGGCGUGUGUACUGAAGGUCUUUGGCCGUGAGGAUUGGCUGGCUAUCAUCGCCGUUAUUGUGAACUUUGGCUACUCGACAUUAACGGUCCUCUCGCUGGAAAAAGGUUACGGGAAGCACCUCAAAGAUGUUCCUCUGCAGAGCUAUGAGGGGCUACUCAAGUUAGCAUAUGCCACCAGUUUUGCGUGUGCCUUGGCCCCAUGCACGGUGAAGCUCAGCGUUCUUGCACUCUACUACGGAUUAUCAGUGGAGCCUUCUCACCGCCGCUGCAUCAAGAUCACCAGCUGGGUGGUGAUAAUCUACACCAUCAUCCUCCUCUUCGUAAGUAUAUUCAUGUGCUAUCCCAUUUCCAAAGCCUGGGAUGUCCUGCACUACCCCAGUGGCUGUCCCCUACGGCUGAACGACAUACUGGCGAUCCAAGCCGGGUGCAACCUCGUCGGCUCAGUGGUAAUAUACUGCAUGCCGCUGCCGGUGAUCUACGCCAUCAACAUACCCCGGCGAGACAAGAUCACGAUUGUGCUCAUGCUGCUAUUUGGCGGCAUCGCCGUGGUGGCUUCCAUCUUACGGCUGAAGUGGUUGCUGGAUUUCAACUGGGAGAACUAUGAUUUCACAUGGGAAGCAACCACCUCGGGCCUGUACGCCAUAAUCGAGUGCAACCUAACGCUGAUCACAACGAGCCUAUUUGCCGUGCGGCAGCUGAUCAUCAGGGGGAAGCGGGCGCUGACCUCGCCGCCACCGCCGCCACCUCCUCCUCUACCACCACCACUACAUUCGCGGCUACAUUCGCAAACAAUACCGCCGGAUUUCUUGGUCGAGAUGGAGAUGUUCUCGCGGAAAAAUACAAACUCGGAUAGCACCGAUCAGAUCGUGGCUGCUACGAGGGAUAGUCGCAGCGGAAGGAACGAUAGUAUAGUAUGAGGGAACGGCGGCGGUGGAGGGUUGAUUAGAGAUUUCCGUCGACGGAUUGCUUGUUCCCUCGGCGUUAAGGAGGCAUCGGGGGCGAUUCUUACCAUGCGAUAUACACAGCCAGGCUCCACGGCAGGCCCGGUUUGUGCAUGUGUUUUGUACGGAUUUGGCUGAUGGACUGUACGAGAAACGAUGAUGCGCCCCCCUCCCCCAGUCCAUCUUUUCGUCCUAGGUCGGGGAUGGGAAAAUAAUGUACAUACAUAUUAAAUAAUGAUCCAAAUAAUUCCACCUGGUAGGUGGCUCGACAUGCUGGAUAUGAGUCUGUCAGGGACUCGGAGAGAGAGAGAGGGAACAUCAAUUUAUUGUCGUUCCUGCCAGACCUGCGGGGGGACAUAGACGAAGCCUGGUGGGCUG
Molecule: messenger RNA, 1435 nt
Organism: Tricharina praecox
Lineage: Eukaryota; Fungi; Ascomycota; Pezizomycetes; Pezizales; Pyronemataceae
Exons: 7
Source: RefSeq, a predicted model, not a curated record